AUGUCGACGCGGCGCUCUACGCGUCGCACUGCAGGCAAGGCUGCCGCCGCCGCCGCCCAGCUCGAGUCGGAGUUCCUCGCGCAGCCGCAGUCGACCAUGACCACGACCAUGACCACGACCACUUCCACGACCAAGGCCAGCACCAGGUCACGCGCAACUUCCGCGUCCACCACCACCGCCGCCGCCUGUCGUGUCACCAAGCGCAAUACCAGGGCCGCCAAGGCUGCUGGCAAUGGCUCACCACUACGCGCAUUACAGUCGCCCGAGAGGAAGCGUAAGCGCGCUGCUCCUGGACAGACUGCGAGUGUAACACCAGAGCCCACCCCCUCAGGGCCAGCGCAAACCGACAACACCAAUGUCGACGACGAUGAUAUGGAUGAUGAUGAUCAAGAAGGCAUUUUCUUCUCAAAGAGUACCCCUGUUUUUCUUUUCAAGGGCGACGAGGAGGCGGAUCUCAAAGCCGAGAAUGACGUUUUGCGCAACAAGAUUCUCCAGCUUGAAGCGCGUGUCGUUGAGCUCGAGAAAGCCAACUUGGACCUUGUCAAAGACAAUGGUCGCGUCACAGACGCCUAUGAUGAGCUUUGCGACAAGUUCGCUUCGCUUGAGCUCGAGGCUUUGAGGCCCGCUCGCUUUCCUUCGCCCCUUGGUCUUUCUGAACCAGAUUUUUCUGGUGCCGUUUCUGCGGCCUCUUCUCAUUACGCUCCCUCAAUUGGGACCUUUUCUCCAGAAGUCUCUCGUCCCUGCUCCCCGUCGCUGGCCAGCGCUGCUGGCAAUUGGGUUUCCAGCCCCAAUAAGCCUAAAGCUAUUGAGCCUGACGCUAACACAUCUGAACCAGAGUUUGAUACACAAUUGCAGAAUUUCCCUGCAACUGGCCCUGCGCAACCCAUGUUUGUCAGCGGCAACGAGUCUGCUAGAGCACUUCUCACAAAGCUUGAGAAUGCUGCCAAGGAGCCUCGUGAAGGCCAAUCAUCGGUCCCGGUCACUGAAGAUGUUUCCUCUCCCCCCGACCCCGACGUCAACAUGGAGUCUACACCUCAACAUGCAUCCACCAAGCGAACCCGAGAGGAAGCGGCUACACCUGAGCGUGCGCGUCCUUUUUCGCCCUCGAGCCUGAUUAGGCGAUCAGUUUCCGCCGUGAAGUCGAUCGGGAGACUCUUCUCUGCUAUAACCCUAGAGACUCCUCCUCAGAAUCCUUCCCCUCCACAAGUAGCCCCACCCCCGUCCAUCUUGACCGAAACACUUUCGACUCCACCAACUCCAGUUGGGGCGAGCAAGAAAACACCUGCGAAGAAGAAGACCAACCAUCUGAUGAGGACACUGCUAAAGGGCACUGACCCUACCGAUACCCGCAAGGCAGAAGAUUGGGCCAAGCAGAUCAUCCCCAGUCUCAAGAAUGAUCCCGCAUUCCGCCAGAAGCGCAAGCGUCUUGAGACACCAGUACUUGUCAGGAACAUCAACAACUUCCCCUCUGCUAAGCCUUGGGAAGCUGGCUUUGGUGACCCGCUUGCAGACCUGGAUGACGAUGAUGUCGCACCAGUAUGGGCUGUUUACCUCGACAUGGUAGCAGAAGAAGCAGAAGAAGCAGAAGAAGAAGAACGCACGGCCAAAAAACACAAGACUGCCCAUGGGGCCAGUGUGAAUCACGAAGAAGUUUCAACCAUCACCGAACACCAUGCCGCCAGCAACAGCCAAAGUGCCUCCAACCACGAUCUCCAACCUCGCAGAUCUAUUGAACCCUCGCCCAUGUUUAACACUUCUCUUUCUCACCAUCAAGGUGAAAAUGUGUUCAAGGAACUACGUGGACAUCAUUCGGCGGCCGAAAUCCGUACGACUGAUCGUGAAGUCCUCCAGUCUGCUACCAAUGCCGCUAUCCAACCCCACAGCCCCGGUAUGGGUUCGUUCAGCGUUCCCGAUGACUCUGACGAAGAAGACUCUGUUCUGAAUGACAACGUUGGCUUGCCUGCCGCUCCCGUCUGGACUCAAGCCCCUCCUCCUGCCCCAGUUCCUGCACACGCUCCGCUGCCAGGAGGUGCCCCAGCUGAUGCUUCCUCAACCACCAUCACAGAGAAGCAUGUCGAUGAGGUCGAGCGCCAGCGCCAGAAACUGAUGAAGUUCACCCCGGCCAAGCCCAGCCGUCUCCGUGAGGCCACCUUCCCUUCACCUAGUCUGCUUUCGGACGCAGGUAACGAGUCCAUUCUCAUGACCACCCCUGCUCACACCGCUGCUGUAAACUCCAUUUUCAAUGGAAUGCCUGGUGCAGAAGUCAUCUACCUCGAGCCGAGUGAUCAGGCUGCCUUAGCCAACAUUCUUACUUCAGACACCUACAAGGACCAAUUUCUGGGUCUCUUGCAACCUCCUAUCAUCUCAUACGACUCGGAUGAGGAAGACCUCAGCCCCGUAUAG
Messenger RNA from Plenodomus lingam JN3, 2403 nucleotides. NCBI's taxonomy places the organism in Eukaryota, Fungi, Ascomycota, Dothideomycetes, Pleosporales, Leptosphaeriaceae. The record is from RefSeq and is a predicted model, not a curated record.